UAAAAGACAGUAAAACAAAGCCUUUCACUUUCCUCAAAUUAGCAGGCUAAUGUAGUAUAAAAAAAAGCAGUUCUACUCAGAUCUGUGCUAAGAGCUUUCACUUCAUCAUAAUAUAAAACAGCAGAUCUGUCACCUUUCUGUAUUCAGUACUCUUGAUUUCGAGGUUGAAGUGAAAAUUAGAAGCUGUUCAUUCUGGCUCACAGACCGGGUUGCAUUCGUUCAGUCUUAUUCCAUGGCAGUGGGAUGGAAAGAGGUCAGUAACACUGGAAUCUGAUUGAUCGUACCAGAGCAUUGCACACACACAUUAAGUUCCUUCAAAAUGGACUACUUUUUGGAUGUCGAGUCUGCUCAGAGAAUGUUUUACAGUCAAGGAGCCCAAGCUCGUCGGGCAACUCUGCUCACUGUGCCCACACUGAUGUCAGCAUCCUCUGAGGAAGACAUAGACCGCAGACCCAUCAGAAGACUCCGGUCUAAGAGUGACACCCCGUACUUAGAAGAAGCCAGAAUUUGCUUCAAUCUCGACACAGCUCGCCGGGCCACGCUGCUCACCGUGCCCACAUUAAUGGCGGCAUCUUCCGAGGAGGACAUCGACCGCAGACCCAUCCGCCGCGUCCGCUCCAAAAGCGACACUCCGUACCUCGCCGAGGCCCGCAUCUCCUUCAACCUCGAGGCAGCUUCUCUGCGGGGAAGAAAUCCAAGUCUGCAAAACGUUUGCCAGGGAUCUCCAGAUGCGAAGCAAGCCCAUCAGAGCAAUAGACUAAGCCUGCCUCUGGACAUUUCGGAGGAAGUGGAAAGACUGGCUGCAAUGCGUUCAGAUUCUCUAGUACCUGGGACUCACACGCCUCCGAUCAGAAGAAGAAGCAAAUUUGCCACCCUUGGAAGGCUAUUUAAGCCAUGGAAAUGGAGGAAGAAGAAGAGUGAAAAGUUUAAGCACACUUCAGCAGCUUUGGAAAGAAAGAUAUCAAUGAGGCAAAGCAGAGAGGAGCUUAUAAAACGAGGAGUGCUAAAGGAAAUUUUUGAUAAAGAUGGGGAACUUUCCAUACCAAAUGAAGAAGGAGCUUUGGAGAAUGGGCAGCCUCUGGGAUCUGGACAAGUGCUGAGCUCCAGCCAGGUAUCCCUGCCAGCCCUAGCAGAACUGGAGUCAGGCUCAGCACCUGGGGAACCCUGCUCAUACGAGGUGCUGCCGACCACAGAGAUCAUGGAUGGGACAGUGUCUGAAGAGAGCCCCACAUCCAAUGAAUCUGGAGUCCUCCUGUCCCAAGAUCCUACAGCUAAGCCAGUCCUGCUACUUCCCCCAAAAAAAUCUGCUGCUUUCCCUGGAGACCAUGAGGACACCCCAGUGAAACAGUUGUCCCUCCUCAAACAGCCCCCUGCCCUGCCUCCUAAACCUAUUGCCAGGAUUGCCAGCCACUUAACUGAUCCUGGUGCUCCUGUGAAACUGCCUUGUAUGCCAGUUAAACUGUCACCUCCACUACCUCCAAAGAAAGUCAUGAUUUGCAUGCCUUUAGGGGGGCCAGACCUCUCCUCUCUCUCAUCCUAUUCCACACAGAAGAGCUCCCAGCAGCCUUUGACUCAGCACCAUCACACUGUCCUGCCAUCCCAGUUAGCAGCUCACCAGCAUCAGCUCCAGUAUGGCAGCCACAGCCAGCACCUGCCUUCUGGAUCCAGCACGUUGCCCAUACACCCUUCAGGGUGCCGGAUGAUAGAGGAACUGAACAAAACACUAGCCAUGACCAUGCAAAGACUAGAAAGCUCUGGUUUACACACAGGUGACAAUGUUACAAAAACAGGACCUGGAGGCCUUCCAGACAUGAGACAAGUGCCAACUGUUGUAAUCGAAUGCGAUGACAAUAAAGAAAACGUGCCUCAUGAAGCUGACUAUGAAGAUUCUUCUUGUCUCUACCCACGACAGGAAGAGGAGGAAGAGGAAGAUGAAGAUGAGGAUAACUCGUUAUUUACAAGUUCCCUGGCAAGGAAAGUCUGCAGAAAGGACUCUUUAGCAAUCAAACUCAGCAACAGGCCUUCCAAGCGAGAGUUGGAGGAAAAGAAUAUUCUUCCCAUGCAGACAGAUGAGGAGAGACUCGAACUUAGGCAGCAGAUUGGGACAAAGUUAACAAGACGACUGAGCCAGAGGCCGACAGCUGAAGAAUUGGAGCAGAGGAACAUUCUGAAACCCCGGAAUGAGCAAGAGGAACAGGAAGAAAAACGAGAGAUAAAGAGAAGAUUAACACGUAAGCUGAGCCAAAGGCCCACGGUAGAGGAGCUGCGUGAGAGGAAGAUUCUCAUCCGCUUCAGCGACUAUGUGGAAGUGGCCGACGCACAGGAUUAUGACAGGAGGGCAGACAAACCCUGGACACGACUCACCGCUGCCGACAAAGCAGCCAUUCGUAAAGAGCUUAAUGAAUUUAAAAGCUCUGAAAUGGAAGUUCAUGAACUAAGUAGGCAUCUAACAAGGUUUCACAGACCGUAGCAGUUAAAUUCUACCUGACUACUAUGCUGUCUUCAAAACAUAACAAAAAGGAACCAUAAGUGCUGGUAUUAUUCACUUCCCUGUUAUGUACAAUGUAAAUCUUAUGAACUGCCUUUCUUAAGAAAAAAGAAAAGAAAAAGAAAAAAAAAAGUAGAUGAAUAUUUAAAAAUAUAAAAGAAAUUGUAUGUACAUGUGAUGGGUACUGCAGCAUCAUCAGACCUGCUGGCUCAAGCUUCGAUUACAGAAAAUACCCCUGGUGGGAAUCGUGCCAAGACGCAGCAUUUACAUGUAAGACUUUCCUGGCAUGUGGAUUUGCCAUACGUGUUUGAGCCCAGCUGGUGGGGCAUCCAUUAGUUCGUCUUCAGGUACCCCUCACCCUGACAAGCCCCUGUCGUCAACAUGAGAGAGCACUGGGAUGGUGUCUGGGGAACCAUGGGCCUGGGUGAAGUCUCCAGCAGACCUGCGCCUAUGGCACUAAAGCACCUCCUUAUACCAAACACUCCUUUCUGUCUGCGAGCACCUUAUGAGGGCAGGGAAGGAGCAGAAUUCCUCUUCAUCUGCAACCAUCGUCUGACUUGAAGCUGCCUGCUUGCCUACCCUGGAGAAGCUUAUGGCAAUGGUUGGCUCCCAAGAGGAAAAAAGGACUCCCUACGUGGUCACUGAAUGGUAUUCUCUCAGUCUGUAGCUUGUUUUUAUGCUCAAGCCUCAUGAUUGUGUGAGGGCCGACACACCUCCAGCAGGAAGAAGGGCUGGGAUUGCCAGCGGUGCUGAAGAGGGAACACCAUGGGAGAACUGAAGGUUGAUUGGGGACAGCUAUCCUCCCUGUAUCAGGCAUAAAGAACUGAUCCUAAUGUAUAGUGAGAAAAGCAUGAUGGUGUGUUAACUCGCUUAACAAAGGAAGGCUGUUGCAUUGGUAUGGAUGGAAGGGACUCCUCACUGGUCUGUGCAGCUGAAGCAUAAGGACAGAAAUCCAGGAGCAUGCCGCUGUGUUCUUAUUUAAUUCUACCAUAGAGGUUUAACACAUGAACUGACCCAGUGGGGCUCAGAGAGCUGGAUGCUCUGGGCCUGGUUUACCUGCCUACUUGAGUGCAUGCUUAAUGCUAAACAAGCAUGCAGACAGUCUCACUGAAAUCCAGACUAGGUCUCGCAGUCUUCAUUGAAGCUGAACACAUUUAAGUAAGUGCUUUUCUGGAUGUAGGCCAACACCUUUCAGAUUCAAGUCCUUAACUAGUGCAAUGCCAGUAACCAUGGGCAGAUGUUGCCUAUGAGUCCUUUCUAGCUCUCGCAAGAAGCUAUUAUGGUGUUUUGGGUCAGUGAUCUAAAGCACAACAGCAACACUACUGUAAGUUACAGAUUAUUACUUCAGGGCACCUUUUUGCUUUCAUUAUGGCUUAGAGGAUUUGAAUAGAGAGGCCAGAGUUUAACUAAAGUAUUGUUAUUUCUGCUCUCUUUUCUUCUUUCCUCCCCGUUUCUGUCCUCCAAUAUCUAUUUAUCUAUCUAUCUAUCCCUCUGAUUGUGGGCCAAGAGGCCUCUCUAUUGCAUGAACACUUUCUGGCCAAUACCUUAUUAUGCCAAACACUCCUGCCUCAUCUCAGGCCUCAGUUUCAUUCCUCUGGUGCAAAAGAACCUGCACACAGCCCGUGGAGUUGCACUCAGCCUGCCCAAACAAUGUUCAGACUCCAUUUGCACUUAGUGGUACUCAGUAGGCAAAUAGGCCAGGGAGAAGCUAGUCCAUUGUUUGAACCUGUUUUCUUGAGCACUCAGUUUUCUCAUCUGUGAAAGCCAUCUCUACCACAGCUGUGAUUCUGCUAGGAGAGGGAAAAAGUAGUCCUGAUUCCCCCAUCCUCCAACAAGCUGGAUUAUACAUGAAGGAAAUAAAGACUGUGUUCCUGCUGAAGACUCAGUUACCACCAGUCAUCCUCAUUCAUAUUAGAAAGAGACAAACAGUAGCAAUAAAGAAACUACAUCUCAUUUAGAGAAUGGAAAAAGUCAACACAGGACAGAAACUGGUAUUCCAGGGCUGAUAAUGGAUGUAAUAUACAAGAGUCAAGUUGUUUUUUAUAUUAUCUAUCUGCUGAGUUGUGGGUUAUUCUCGCUUAAAAUGUAUAAAGUAACAAGACGUGUCCUACAGCCCAUGGAAGGAUGAGCUGGAAACUGAGCAGGAAGGAAGAAAGAAUGGAAACAGCAACUGCAGAACUUGUAGAUGAAAGCUCUGCAAUUUGGAAGAAAGCAAUGGCAAGGUAGCACAAUGUUGGCAUUCACUGUGUUCCCACUCACAUUCUUGCCAGGCGUAGACUACAGGGACCUGGCGAUGGACUCAGGAUCAAUGGGGAAGGUCAAUGUUGUGGCCCUUCUCCCCCUUAGGCUCCAUUGGUUAAGUACCUGCAUGCUGAAAUAGUUUUAGGCUCCAGGCUCCCUGGGAUGGAGCUCAGAACACCUUUUGUGUGUAGACAAUUCCAGGUGCACACUCUAGACGUUACUGAAAAAGGAGGAAAAAAUAAUAGAUUUUUAUUAACAAUUUUAUGUCAACUGAAGGUUGGUAGUGAGCCCAUUCCACAAAUACAUUUCAGCCUAAGGUUUACAUGUAAAACCACAGCACUUCAUCACCACCACAACUGGCCACCAAACCCAACGUCCACUAAUUUUGCAGUGCCAUCUGUACAGUGAAAACACCACAGACCAACAGAGUGGGAGCACUUCAGCCUGUGUAGUUACAUUAACGCUUGCACUCACACAGGAAAAAAAGGGCAAGAUGGAAAACCCAUAGUUACACGUGGACAGGGGCUCCCUAACGUGCCUGCAAAUAACAUCACUUUGUAUAGUCAUGGCAGAUGCCUACGCUGAUAAAAAUCAGGAAGGAUACAAAAGGGGACAAGUGAUUUUUCCCAGGUGUUCAGCCUGCUUGAGCUUGGAACAACUUCUGUAAGCAAAGAGGAGGUGACGGGCACACGACCUGCUUUCCCCAUGUGUCCCAGUUACUCCUGCACCAUUUGCAUUUACCAGUUGAUAUCCAAGUGUAUGUAUAUAGUUCGUCUUUGUAUAGGAGUGAGUGUGGUGGCUGUCAAUCAUGUGCUCUUCCAGUAUUGUAAUUUAACAGAUUAUGGCUGUAUGAAAACGAUGUAAAUAACUAGGAAAAAAAAAAAUAAUAAUUAAGCUGGA
Coturnix japonica (Japanese quail) is the source of this 5629-nucleotide messenger RNA. RefSeq names its product phosphatase and actin regulator 1 (gene PHACTR1). The record is from RefSeq and is a predicted model, not a curated record. NCBI's taxonomy places the organism in Eukaryota, Metazoa, Chordata, Aves, Galliformes, Phasianidae. Gene Ontology annotation, biological process: cell motility; stress fiber assembly. Gene Ontology annotation, molecular function: actin binding.